Messenger RNA from Sinocyclocheilus grahami, 658 nucleotides. RefSeq names its product unconventional myosin-XVIIIa-like. The transcript has 5 exons. Lineage: Eukaryota; Metazoa; Chordata; Actinopteri; Cypriniformes; Cyprinidae. Gene Ontology annotation, biological process: actomyosin structure organization. The record is from RefSeq and is a predicted model, not a curated record. Gene Ontology annotation, cellular component: cytoplasm; myosin filament; myosin II complex. Gene Ontology annotation, molecular function: actin filament binding. The annotation marks the transcript as partial.
CGUUGCACACAGAUCAAAAAGGCUUUCCUAGUCUUUGUUUUCAGGUUACUUCAAAGCUCCUGACAGGAGACAAGACUGGAUGUUUUCCUAUCCAGGACUUGGCAAUCCGCUGCAUCCAGAAAAACAUCAAGAAGAACCGGGGUGUGAAAGGCUGGCCGUGGUGGAAGCUCUUCACCACCGUCCGUCCUCUCAUCGAGGUUCAGCUUACUGAGGAACAGAUCCGCGGCAAAGACGAGGAAAUUCAGCAACUCAAGUUGAAGCUGGAAAAAGUGGAGAAGGAGAGGAAUGAGUUGAGACUCAAUAGUGACCGACUGGAAAGCAAGAUCACAGAACUGUCAUCAGAGCUUGCAGAUGAGCGCAACACAGGCGAAUCUGCCUCGCAACUUCUGGAGUCCGAGACCUCGGAGAGACUGAGGCUAGAGAAAGACAUGAAGGAUCUACAGGCCAAGUUUGAUACCAUGAAGAAGCAGAUGGAGUCUAUGGAGAUGGAGGUGAUGGAGGCACGACUCAUACGCGCAUCAGAGCUCAACGGGGAAAUGGAUGACGAUGACACAGGUGAGUUUGUGAUGUCACUUCCUGGACAGAGCGAGUUUGGAAUCGAACGUAUAUUGGGGUCUCAGUGAAGGGAUUCCCUCAUGAUGGCUGAGCUUUGAGCAAA